CGUACAUUUUUCUUGUUGGUCGCGGGUCGAUCCCGAGGGAGGGAGAGCUGAUCCAUCGUCGUCGUCGCAAUCGCAAUCGUCGCCUCUCCGCCGUGAUCCACCCUGAGAGGGGUCUCCGGUAUAAUAUAUAGAUAUACUGUCAGCGAGCGGGUCAUUCGCUCAUUCAACUACCCUCACCUUGCGAUCGUUCAAACUUUCGACCGUGAUCGACUGCCAAUAUUCGACAUCACCUGCAGUCCACUUCCAACACAAAUUCUCCGAACACAACGACGACGAGCACGACCAUGGUCAAAGCAUCCGUUUCCGCCGAGAAGGGCGACCCAUCCUCACUCCUCCGUCCGAACCCUGGCGAAAAGGUCGAGAUGGACCCGAACCCCAUCUACGGGGAAGGGGACCACCAUGGACAUGGCGACAAACUGAGUGCGGGGGCGAUCUUGAAGGGAGAUGCUGGCCACACCAUGCCAUCCACCCCGUUCGAGAUGAAGGCGGCGCUCGUCAACCGAGAGCUGGACAAGAUGGGCCUGGGAAGGUACCAAAAGGCUAUCUGGCUGUUGUGUGGAUUUGGUUACUUUGUGGACUUGAUGUGGUCGCAGGGUCUCGGUCUCCUCGCCACGGCUCUCUACCAAGAGUUCGGCGUACCCGAGGGUAGACAGGGUGUUGUUUUCAGUGCCAUGUCCGCCGGUCUUACAGGCGGCGCGUUCUUCUGGGGUUUGGCGGUUGAUGUUAUUGGAAGGAAAUGGGCGUUCAAUUUGACCGUCUUGAUCACCUGUGUUUUCGGAUCGCUGGUUGCGGCCAGUCAAAAUUAUGCGACAGCUUGCGCGAUGUUUGCGCUCUGUGGAUUCGGGCUGGGAGGCCAGAUUCCAAUCGACGCGACCAUCACCCUCGAGUUUCUGCCUCAGAACCGUCGGUAUCUCCUCUCGCUGCUUUCCAUGUGGCAGCCCAUCGGUGUCGUCGUCGCCUCGGCCAUCACCUUUGGCACAGUCCCAAAGUACCGAUGUCCCACAACCGAACCGCCUCUUCCGGCUUGUUUCGAGGUCGCCGACGGCGCGCCUUGUUGUUCCCCGAGUAGCAACUACGGAUGGAGGGUCUGCUGCGGUGUUCUCGGUGGUAUCACCCUCUUGGUCUUCAUCGUCCGAUUCUUCGUUUUCAACUUCUACGAGUCGCCCAAGUACCUCAUCGGUCGUGGAAAGGAGGAGGAGGCCAUCGACGUCUUGCACAAGAUUGCUAGGUUCAACAAGAUGCCACCCCCCGAGUUGACCAUGGAGCACUUCAACGAUAUCGACACCAAGAUGAGCGUCGUCACGGUCGCCUCGGACGAGGAGCUCUUGGGACGCAAGUUGACCGUCAUGGAGACUGCCAAGCGAGUUGUCAAGGAGUCGCUCAAGAGGGCCGCGCAUUUAAAGGGACUGUUCAUGACUCCUAUCAUGGCUUUUACCACCAUCGUCCUCUGGAUCGCCUACAUCGGAGACUUCUGGUCAUUCAACAUUGCCGGUUCUUUCCUGCCCAUCAUUCUGCAGCGACGAAAUCUCGACCGUCAGAUUUCAGUCACCGAGACGUACCGACAAUACAUCUAUAUCUACCUUCCCGGAGUUCUCGGUGCGAUCAUGGCAAUGUUUGCCGUUCAGCUGCCGGUGAUCGGAAGGAAGUGGUCGUUGGUUAUCGGAGCGGCAUUGCAGGGAGUCAGCAUGGCCUGUUAUACCGCCGUCAACACGCCGGCCGCUGCUGUCGGCUUGAACGCCUUUGAAUACGUCAUGCAAACGUUCUUCAAUGCCAUUCUUUACGCCACUACGCCGGAAUUUUUCCCGGCUUACGUACGAGGAUCGGCUUGUGGUUUGGCUUCGACCCUUGGGCGACUGUCAGGUAUCGUUGCGCCCUUCGCCGCUCAGGACCUCUUGGCCAAGGAAAGUAACGGUGUGCUCUGGCUCGCUGUUGGAGGUAUCUGGCUCUCGAUGCUGGUUUUGAUCUUCUUGCCGAUCGAGACCAGGCACAGGCAGUCCUACUAGACUUGAAAAAAGUUACGCCGAAAGGUGGGUUUUCAUACGUUUCCCGAAUAGGAUUGAUUGUUUUGUGGGUUCUACGUCGGACACCCGUAUUGCACGGGCCCGAGCUUCAUGUGGUGGUCAUAUAAUGCCUAGGUUUUCCUGUAAGCUUUCUCUAUGUAUCUACAAAUUCUACAAACUAUAAGAUCUGGUUUGCCUA
Messenger RNA from Filobasidium floriforme, 2199 nucleotides. Its product is annotated as sugar transporter-like protein. Gene Ontology annotation, cellular component: membrane. Gene Ontology annotation, biological process: transmembrane transport. Gene Ontology annotation, molecular function: transmembrane transporter activity. The transcript is spliced from 13 exons. The record is from RefSeq and is a predicted model, not a curated record. Bases 285 to 2003 code for a protein of 572 amino acids. NCBI's taxonomy places the organism in Eukaryota, Fungi, Basidiomycota, Tremellomycetes, Filobasidiales, Filobasidiaceae.